This is a messenger RNA of Cladocopium goreaui, 2789 nucleotides long. Lineage: Eukaryota; Dinophyceae; Suessiales; Symbiodiniaceae. The record is from the annotation of a GenBank genome assembly.
AUGUCAUGCCCGGACUAUAGACCCGUGGGCGCCCGUGGGGGCGUAGGCCCCGAGGUCCGUACCGUAAGGCCCGUGGGCCCGGGCUGUCCAGAAGAUCUAGAUUUUUUUGGCAUCAGCUGGGAUAGUCAGCACCAGCUGGACCUCUGCUCUGUGUGUGGCGGGCUCGUGGCUUCCCGCUUUCAUGGGGCUCAUCCCCGCUGCCGCCCCGCAGCUCGGCAAACUGCUGCUCCUGCUGCCGUGGCUGGGGCCUUAGCCAGCGGCCCGGACUUGAACACAGUCUUUGCCGAGCGCAUCCCUGUGCUUCGCCAUGUCCCCAAGGCUGCUCGCUCUGCCUGGGCCCAGUGCCUUGCUCGAGCCCUUGGCCACGUUGCGGCUACCAAUACCUUGCAAGCCUGGCGCGACCUCUUCAUGCUCCCCAAGGCAGUGCUUCGACCUGCCCCUCGCGGCGGGCACCGGCACCGACUUCAGGCCGCCCAGUUCACCCAGCGACGGUGUGCCCGGUGGCUCUCCGGUGAACGGGAAGAACUCUGGAACGAACCGCUCGGUGUCCGCCGCCCGCGGAGUUCUAGGGGCUUGGAUGAAGAAGCUGCCCUGGCCGGCCGUCAGCGGCGCUGCUGUGGCCUUGCCUCUCUUGCCUCUGAAGGCGAAUUCUCCCGGGCUUGUGCGGCUCUGGUCUCCCCCCCUCUCUUGGACAACACCGGCGACGUGGCAGUCAAACUCCAAGCCAAGCACCCUCGAGCCACGCCUGCCAGACCUGCUCUGGUCGCGCUUGGCCCGCCUCCAUUGCCAGCCGUGCCAGAGCUCGGGGUGGAGGCUUUGGGCUCUGCCCACGGCGAUGAGAUGGCGGUCAACCUCGCGGACGUAGUGAUGCUCUUGGCGCAGGGCCACGCCUUGCUUGAGGUCGCCCCUCACCUUGCCGGGGCCACCCUUCAUGCAUUGCCCAAGGGCGCCGAUGACGUCCGCCCCAUCGCUGUCGGUGAGACUUUGCGGCGGCUAACAGCCAAAUGCCUCUGCAAUGAUGUCCGGGUGCCAGCCCGGGAUUUUUUGUGUCCCCUGCAGGUUGGGGUAGCCACCCGUCAUGGCACAGAAGCGGUGGUCCACACAGCCCGACAGUGGGUGCAGCGGCACGCCGGCAUCCCUGACCAAGUGCUUCUCAAAAUUGAUUUCAGCAACGCCUUCAACACCGUGGAUAGGGCAGCCCUCCUUCGCGAGACUCGCCUGCGGCUGCCUGGGCUCUCCCCUUGGGCCGAAUGGUGCUACGGGCACCACUCGCAAGUCAGCGCCGGGCUUGUCCGACUCACUGCAGCGGCCCGCCAGGUUGGGUUGCAGGUGAACCCGGCCAAGUGUGAGCUGGUCGCCUGCGGCGGCGCGGCUGCCGCCGUCGACCUAGCGCUUUUUCCUGCAAACAUGCCCUUCAACCAGAGUGGUGGCUUCGAAUUGCUGGGAGCACCUAUCGGCGAUGCCACCUUUUGUGAAGGCUACACCCACACUCAGAGGGUCAGCAAGACGUUUCCCCUCUUGGAAGCUUUGGCCAAUUUGGGAGAUGCACAAACCAGUUUGCUGCUCCUUCGCCAAUGUGCCUCAUAUUGCCGCCUGGUUUAUGCAACCCGUGCCACUCCCUCCAUUGGGCUUGCCCCGGCACUUAUAGCUUUUGAUUCGGCCGUCCGGGCCUGCUUGGAAACUGCCUGCACUGGACCACUCACUGCCGAAGCUUGGCUUCAAGCUACCCUCUCCACCAGCCAUGGAGGGCUUGGGUUGCGUGCUGUUGCCACUCAUGCUGCCGCUGGGUACGCCGCAUCCGUGUUUGCCACCACAAGCCUUUGUCAGGAGAUCGACCCAGCGUAUCAAAGUGGAUUUGCUGCCGCCAUCCAGCUCGUGAAUUCGCAGCUCCCGGCUGCUGACCACUUCCCUGUCCCCGCGCCGCCUUCCUUACGACAACAAGUUUUGUCCAAGGCGCUGGACCGUGUGGUGGUCACGCAGUUGGCUGCUCCUGCAGCUGGCAAGGAAGCUUACCGGGCCCAUUUCCAACUUCUUCAGCAACCCGGCGCGGGGGCUUGGCUUCAUGCUGUUCCCAGCCCAGCCCUGGGUCUGCAUGUGGUGACACCGCUAUUUCGGAUCAUGGUGCGCCUCCGCUUGCGCUUGCCCGUUGCUGAUUCCGACCUCGCUUGCCCGCUGUGCGAUGGCACCGCUGACAGAUAUGGGGACCAUGCCCGGGUGUGCCCUUGUGGAGGCGACCGAGUCAAACGGCACAACCAGCUCCGGAACCUUCUGGCUGCUCGCGCCAAAACCGCGGGCCUCCAGCCCGAAGUUGAAAAGGCAAACCUGCUGCCACCGCGGCCUGAGCAUCAGGGCGGCGCCGAGGAUGGUUCUCCCCAUGUUGUCCACCAGCCUGCGAGCCAGCGACGGCCGGCCGAUGUCUGGGUACCUAACUGGAACCUGCACGGCCCUGCCGCGUUUGAUCUCGCAGUCACCUCUGGCUUGCGACAAGGGCAGUUGGCGCAUUCCAUUGCCGAUGGUGGGCGGGCUACCCUUGACUAUGAGCAGCGCAAAUGUCAACACCUCAACACAUGGCAGGCCUGCGCAACCGAGGGCCUACAGUUCUUGCCUUUGGUUGUUGAAGGCUGUGCUGGUGGAUGGGGCCCUACUGCUUCGAAAACUUGGCAUCUGCUGGCUGCGGCUUUGUCUUCUCGAAGUGGCGAAGGGGCCAGCGUUGAACUGCAGCGGAUGUUGCAAUCCUUUAGCAUCGCGCUGCAGCGCGAAAAUGCUCGGGCAGUCCUUCGUCGCAUUGA